CCAAACUCUCAAUCGCACCGAGAAAAAUCUCCUAGCGAUCGAAGCGAAGCCUCUCCCGAUCCUCUCAAGAUGCAGAUCUUUGUGAAGACCCUCACCGGCAAGACCAUCACGCUCGAGGUCGAGUCCUCGGACACGAUCGACAACGUGAAGGCCAAGAUCCAGGACAAGGAGGGCAUCCCCCCGGACCAGCAGCGCCUUAUCUUCGCGGGCAAGCAGCUCGAGGAUGGCCGCACCCUGGCUGACUACAACAUCCAGAAGGAGUCCACACUCCACCUGGUGCUCAGGCUGCGUGGUGGCAUGCAGAUCUUUGUCAAGACCCUCACCGGCAAGACCAUCACGCUCGAGGUCGAGUCCUCUGACACAAUCGACAACGUGAAGGCCAAGAUCCAGGACAAGGAGGGCAUCCCCCCGGACCAGCAGCGACUCAUCUUCGCGGGCAAGCAGCUUGAGGAUGGCCGCACCCUGGCUGACUACAACAUCCAGAAGGAGUCCACACUCCACUUGGUGCUCAGGCUGCGUGGUGGCAUGCAGAUCUUUGUCAAGACCCUCACCGGCAAGACCAUCACGCUCGAGGUCGAGUCUUCUGACACCAUCGACAACGUGAAGGCAAAGAUCCAGGACAAGGAGGGCAUCCCCCCGGACCAGCAGAGGCUCAUCUUCGCUGGCAAGCAGCUUGAGGAUGGCCGCACCCUGGCUGACUACAACAUCCAAAAGGAGUCCACCCUCCACCUGGUGCUGAGGCUCCGUGGUGGCAUGCAGAUCUUUGUCAAGACCCUCACUGGCAAGACCAUCACCCUCGAGGUUGAGUCUUCGGACACAAUUGACAAUGUCAAGGCGAAGAUCCAGGACAAGGAGGGCAUUCCCCCGGACCAGCAGCGUCUCAUCUUUGCUGGCAAGCAGCUCGAAGAUGGCCGUACCCUGGCUGACUACAACAUCCAGAAGGAGUCGACCCUUCACCUUGUCCUCCGCCUCCGCGGUGGCAUGCAGAUCUUCGUGAAGACCCUCACAGGCAAGACCAUCACGCUUGAAGUUGAGUCAUCUGACACUAUUGACAAUGUGAAGGCCAAGAUCCAGGACAAGGAAGGCAUCCCCCCAGACCAGCAGCGUCUCAUAUUCGCUGGUAAGCAGCUUGAGGAUGGCCGCACCCUGGCGGACUACAACAUCCAGAAGGAGUCCACCCUUCACCUGGUGCUCCGCCUCCGUGGUGGCCAGUAAGUGCCUGUCCAUGGACUUGCUUCUGUCUGGGUUCACAAGUCUGGUUCAGGGUGUCCUCCGGUGGAGUUGUCGCGUGUCUGAGUCUUAUCUUUGAUCUGAUCGUGUGUUUGUUCCUACAGUACUGUCGUCAGUGUUAUGCCUGUGUACCA
Molecule: messenger RNA, 1364 nt
Organism: Brachypodium distachyon (stiff brome)
Lineage: Eukaryota; Viridiplantae; Streptophyta; Magnoliopsida; Poales; Poaceae
Product: polyubiquitin
Exons: 2
Coding region: 70-1215 (381 amino acids)
Biological process (GO): protein ubiquitination; modification-dependent protein catabolic process
Cellular component (GO): nucleus; cytoplasm
Molecular function (GO): ubiquitin protein ligase binding; protein tag activity
Source: RefSeq, marked provisional